Messenger RNA from Malus domestica (apple), 1887 nucleotides. Its product is annotated as nuclear transport factor 2-like. The record is from RefSeq and is a predicted model, not a curated record. Gene Ontology annotation, molecular function: mRNA binding. NCBI's taxonomy places the organism in Eukaryota, Viridiplantae, Streptophyta, Magnoliopsida, Rosales, Rosaceae. Gene Ontology annotation, cellular component: cytosol; ribonucleoprotein complex.
UCCUGAGAGAGGCGGUGGGCCGAGAGAGGAGAAUAAAUCGGACCAGGAUUUGGAGUAAAACACAAACAAAUCGCCUAUAAAUUCCAACCUUCACAUCAGAUUCUCCACACCACCUAUUACUCUCUUCUUCUCUGCCGCUCCCCUCUGAGUUUCUCUCCCCUUUAUCUGGAGUUGGAGCCGCCGCAGGGCGCUUCUCGGCUCCCUGUUGCCGUCGUCUGGGUUGGGGUUUUGUACCCAAGUUCGAGUGGUGAUCGUAUCAGUACGUUCGGUUUCUUUUUUUAGAUCCUCAAUUUUCGAGAUGGCAAAUCAAUCAGAAAAUCCACCAACAGCAACGGACGUGGGCGAGAAUUUUAUAAACCAAUACCAUCAAGUCUUUCGAGAUGAUUCUAAGGUGCUCCAUAAAUUUUAUCAGGAUUCAAGUGUGAUAUCUCGUCCUGAACAAGAUGGUUCGAUGAAGUCAGUGACAGCUAUGGAAGGCAUUGAGAACAUGCUACUGUCCUCGGGUUACCACAAUUAUCGUGACUUAAAAAUAUUGACUACCGAUUCUCAGUUUUCACUCAAUGGUGGAGUGAUUGUUUUAGUGACUGGGUAUUUAACUGGAGAUGACAAAGUGCGAAGAAAAUUUACUCAAACUUUCUUUCUAGCCCCACAACAGCACGGAUACUUUGUCUUGAAUGAUAUCCUUAAAUACUUGGAUGUUGUGCCAGAUAAUGUUGUCGAAAGUACACCAGAAGCUCCUGUUCCCUCGAACCAUGUUGUUACAGAGCCCUCCGCUGUCGCUGAUCAGCCCGUGGUCAGUCAAACUACCCCUUUGGAGGUUGAGAUCACUAAUGAAAAGAAAGCCAAUAAUGUGAUGGAGACUGUUCCGGAACCUGUUACCAAAUACAAUGUGAGUGCUGAUAAUCCCAUUGAAUCAAGACAGAGUGUUACCCUGAAGGCAACGGAGGACGCAGCUCCUAAAGCCCAGAAGGAUGCUCCAAAGAAGUCUUUUGCAGCAGUGGUGAGUGCUUUGAGCGAGAAUAAAGCUCCAUUUGUUGUGAGGACACCUGUACGCAAACCUGCACCCAAACCUGUUGAGCAGCCGCGUGCACCUGUAACGCCUGAAGCUUUACCUCCCCGAAACAACCGUGCUGUGGAAAAGAAUAAUGUCCCUGCAGUUAAGUCUCAUGCCAUUUUCGUUGCCAAGUUGCCCAUGGAUGCAACUCAUGAAGAACUGGAGAAGAUAUUCAAGCCUUAUGGACCCAUCAAGCGCAAUGGGAUUCAAGUUCGAAGCCAUUGGGAUCAGGGAAACUGUUUUGGGUUUGUGGAAUUUGAAUCUGCUGACUCCAUGCAACGUGCACUUCAGGCAUCUCCUAUCAAAUAUGGCAAUUAUGAGCUACAAAUUGAAGAGAGACGAGCCAGCGACAAAGGAAGGUUCUCAUCGGGAAGGGGUGGAUACCAAAAUGACAACUUUAGGGGCCGUGGGAACUACAAUGGAGGCCGCGGAAACUACAAUGGAGGCCGUGGUUAUGGAAGAGACGAUCAUGAGAAGAGGGGUGAAUACCGUGAAUUCUCCGGUCCAGCUGCCGGGCGCAAUGGAGAAGCUUAUCAGCACCAGAGACCUUACCAGAAUGGAGGAAAAGCUCCUCGUCAAACAUCAAAAUCUGCAGCUUAAGUUAGGUUAAGGAUCUUAUCAGGUUGAAACAUAUAAGAAAAAGCUUAUUUACUUAAGAGAUUUCAUACACUAGGCGUUUUUGGUAGGCAGAAGUUAGAGAGCGGCCAUAUUACGAGGUUCUUUACCUUGCUCACUUUUUCGAGUUUUCUUCGGUUUAAAAAAUUUUGUAACUAUAUUUUGGUGGAAUAAUUAUUAUUGGAAGCUUCAUAAUUGAGUAACGUUAGGAAAGACCA